AUGAUGGCUUCCUUGGCUUCUCUUCGACCGUCGCUGGCACACACUCUUUGCAAGAGACGGCUCAACGCAUACCUCUCGUCAAGUACGCGCCACGCGCACACUACCGUCCCGGCAACUCCCGGCUCUACCGUCCGACCUUCUCGCAAAAGGAAAGCGGCGCGUGAAGCCGACGCGGCCGAGCCCUCCAAUGCUCCGGCCAGAUCACCACACUAUGGAAAGCUGAAGCCAUACGAUCUCAGCCAGCGUCUGCGCGCGCUCAUUGACAAGGACGAGCUCGACGCGGCCGUCACCACGCUCAAGAAUAUGCCUCUGGCGGCGCAGAGCGCCAGCGUCUGGAAUACUGUCAUCAAGGCUCUCUUCGACGCAGGGAAGCUCAAGCUCGCCUACUCGCUAUACACAGAUAUGAAACGCCGGGGCUUCAAACCAAAUCUGCGCACCUACACGACCAUGAUGUCCGGUUACCACCGCAUACGCUCAUGGGAGGGCUUGAGUAGCCAGCUUCAAAACACGCACACCGUUUAUCAGAGCUUCAUGGCCCACGUGGAAGCCAUCUCAGACUCCCUCGAUCCUGAUACUGUACCUGCCGUCCGCGCAGCCAUCAACCAAUAUCUGGAUAUAUGCUGCCUCACACGCCAGUCUACGGAGCUAGAGGAGGCAUUCGUGCGGGUGCCUGUGCACGGACCGCUAUGCCGCGACGCUCGGAUGUAUGCACCCUAUCUACGGGACUUACUCCAGCAGGAACUACCGCCUGCCACGCUUGCUGCAGGAGUGCGCGAAGUUUGGAGAGAAGUCCAAGAGAUACGUGAGAAGGAUCCCGAGGCCGAACCGAAAACCUACGUCUUUCUUGCGGACCUCAUUUUCCGGGGAUUGUCACAGUCGCCCUCUAUCGCAGAUCACAGCCUUGCGUUCGAGAUCGUGCGUGAUGUAUUCGCACUACAUCCCAAAGGCAAAGCGCUGCCCUCGAAGAGGAAAGAUGCUUGGUUGCCGCCCUCGACGUUUGUCCACAUCCUGAGCACAGCCAACCUUCUCGGGCGCCCCGACAUUGUUCUCGACAUGGCGAAGCUCAUCCCUCGGCGCGUUGACCUGCGAGUGGCGCUUGAUAUGUCUGUGGUGCACCAGGUGCUAUUCGCGACGCGCGAGGUCAAGCAUCGCAAUAACGGCAAGGUUCUCAGCAACCUUGUCCAGGUCAUCGCGGAGCAGAAUCCGCAACAGCUCGAUAAAGCUCCCUUGACGAUCCAAGGGACCCUUAAGGCGUGUGCCGACUGUGGAGACUUCGCGGGCUCGAAGAAUAUCCUCAGUGCAGUGCUGCGCCUGCGUUCCACCGAUCUUGCGUCGAAUAGGCGAACACCACACGCCAAAUCAGUCACAACCACAGCUUGGGCAUACUUCGCGCGGGCGGCUUUACAUGGCAAUGCUUCAGAUGCGAAGCUAGCCCUACAUGUUCUCAAAGAACAGGCCCACCAUCUGAUUGAGGACGUCAUCUCCGACCGGCCUGUGAAGGGCGCUUUCAAGCUGGCGCUCGCCCAAACGUUGGUGCAGUUGACGGAUCGCACUGACAACAGCGCUAUUGCACCCUGGUAUCACAAAUUGCGGGCCAGCGUUGAUAGCUACUCAGGCGCUCGGUCUCACGGUGACUCCAGUCUUCCGUCAGAUGAUCCUUUCGCGCCUGGUGCGGUUGACGCUACCUCGGAACCCGAUACAUUGGAGCUCACUGAGGAUAUUGACGAACCUGGUAUACACGUGGCCCCCAAGGCGAUAGGCUCUGACCGGUGA
Molecule: messenger RNA, 1773 nt
Organism: Peniophora sp. CBMAI 1063
Lineage: Eukaryota; Fungi; Basidiomycota; Agaricomycetes; Russulales; Peniophoraceae
Source: the annotation of a GenBank genome assembly